CGAGGAAGAAAGCGAAGGAUAGAGCUCGAGCUCGGAGCUAUGGCCGCUGUUGGAUCGCUUCCGCUUUUGGAUGGCCUGGUCUCCAGUUCGUCUUCAAUGGCGGUCUGGUCGGUUAGGGUGUCGCCUUUUUGACUGUUAAAGUAGUCCAGGACCUUCGCUUCGCUUCAAUGUCACGCCUUGUAAAGUCUCCUCUGCCUCGUCACCGAACCAUUAUAAUAACACGUCUCUCUCUCUCUCUGCGCGCAAAAAGCGAUGGCUACACAUGCCUGCCUCCCUCUCUCUCUCGCACAUUGUGCUUUGCGUGAUGCAUAGGUUACUGAGCGGAAGCCGCGCUUGAGUUUUCGGCGAUGGCGGAAAUGAAUUCGUCGUCGUCGUCGUCCUCCUCCUCAUCUUCGGCUCGCUCCUGGCCGGAGGAGCUGGCGAGCCUGCUGGACGACGGCGCGGCUCGAUACGGCAGCGACCCGUUCGAUCGGCGGAGGAAGGCCGCGGGGUUCGAGUCGGCGGCGUUUGACGAGUCGGCUCGGUCGGAGAGCCUCCGGGACCAGGCGCGGGAGUUCCUGAGGGCGUGGGGCGAGAUGCUGUGGGAAUUGGGGAAGGGGUUCAAGGACAUUGUGCGGCAGAGCUUGAUCACCGAGGACUCCUUCGUGGUUCGGAAGGUCGGGAAGCCGUGCGCGGAGGUUUCGGGUAGAUUGAAGUUCUUGAACGAGUACUUGCCGGAGGAUAGAGAUCCGGCACUGGCGUGGCCGGUGAUACUGUUCGUCUUUAUGCUCGCUCUAGCAGCACUGAGUGUCAAUAUGACUAACGAUAGUUUCGCUCCGCAUGUGAAGAAAGUGCAAAAACAUCCUUCUAGUGCUAUCCGUGUGCAACUCCCAGAUGGCAGACAUAUUGCAUAUGGUGAACAAGGUGUACCUGCUGAUAGAGCUAGAUUUACCAUCGUCAUUCCACAUUCUUUUCUCUUCUCCAGAUUGGCAGGUAUUCCUGGAAUAAAGGUAUCUUUGCUGGAAGAGUUUGGUGUCCGUUUGGUCACCUAUGAUCUUCCUGGUUUUGGAGAGAGCGAUCCUCAUCCAGAGAGAAACCUGAACUCCUCAGCCUUGGACAUGUCAUAUCUAGCCAAUUCUGUUGAUGCUACCGACAAGUUCUGGGUGCUUUGCUUCUCUAGCGCAUGCAUGCAUGCUUGGGCAACACUCAGGUAUAUCCCUGACAGGGUUGCAGGCGUAGCUAUGGUCGCACCAAUGAUCAAUCCAUAUGAGCCUCGUAUGACAAAGGAUGAAAGCUCUCGGACAUGGGCAAAGUGGGUUCAGAGGAGAAAACUAACUUAUGGUCUUGCUCGGAGGUUUCCCAAGCUUCUAUCGGUUCUGUUCCGGCGGAAGUUUUUCUCUGGAAUUCAUGGUUCAAUUAGUGAUUGGCUGUCCUUAUCCAUGGCAAAGAAGGAUGAAGCUUUGAUCCAACAACCACAAUUUGAAGAAUUUUGGCAUAGGAACGUGGAAGAAUCAAUCCGUCAAGGCGAUAUAUCACCAUUCACAGAGGAAUAUGUGUUACAGGUAUCAAAGUGGAGUUUCAGCUUGGCAGAUCUUCAGGUUCAGAAAAAGUGCCAACAUAAAGGCAUUCUUCCAUGGCUAAAAUCUAUGUACAGCCAGGCCGAUUGUGAAUUGACUGGAUAUCUUGGUCCUAUACACUUAUGGCAGGGAAUGGACGAUGAAGUGGUCCCGCCACCAAUGGCCGAUUGCAUCUCCCGACUUGUGCCUCAAGCCACCAUCCAUAGGCUUCCAGAUGAAGGCCAUUUCUCCUUUUUCUUUUUCUGUGAUGAGUGCCAUCGACAAGUAUUUUCGACUCUUUUUGGAGUCCCUCAAGGGCCGCUAGACAAGAAGGCGGAUGUGGCUAUCAUCAAGGAGCCAUUGAUUGCGAAUCCCGCCCUAGAAUGACGCACACCUUGCGACGACAACCUCGCUUCUAAACUUAAAAUGUUUUCAUGUAAAUACCACAGAUUGCUCCAUUCUUCGUGGAGCUGGAAAGGCGGGAUCUUUGCGAAAUCUCGGUUCUUACUCGGGGAAGCAGGUGUUUUUUUGGAAGAGCUUUUUACAACAAGGAAUCAAUACGGCGAGCAUUUUUGUUAUACCUUUUGGAGUUGUACUCAGAAUAGCUAAUCUCAAAUCUCCUGGGAUGCACAAUGCUGCAUCAAUUUAAAUCAGAGAGAUCUUAAAAUAAAUCACUAGGAGGUAUCGUUCCUUCAUCGUACCAAGAGACAUAGACCAUAUGUGGGAAUAACCAGACAUACAAUGCAUUCUC
Syzygium oleosum is the source of this 2286-nucleotide messenger RNA. RefSeq lists its product as uncharacterized. The record is from RefSeq and is a predicted model, not a curated record. The transcript has 6 exons. The coding region runs from base 348 to 1922 and encodes 524 amino acids. Lineage: Eukaryota; Viridiplantae; Streptophyta; Magnoliopsida; Myrtales; Myrtaceae.